UGUUUGAUCAUGUUGUGCAUGUUCAGUUUGAUGUAAAUACAUCGGUUUAAAUACAUCUUUUGGAAUAACUGUUAUAGAUCAUCACUUGCCUCUCAGACACUAUUCUCUUCACUUAGUUCAUCUCGAAAUCAGACUUAAUUAGAGGCAGUUGGUUAAUUAGAGGCAGAUGGAUGGAUGGAUGGACGGACAAACGUACGGACGUACGGACGGACGGACGGACAUUGGGAAAUCUAAAAGCCGGUUUAUAUGUAAUUGGCAUAAAUGUGAUACUUGUAAAAGAGCUUCAGAUUUCCAAUGCUAUUGCUGUCCAAAGAGUGUUUGCGGACGUUGUAUGAAAUCUGCCGAUUUUAUUCAUGUUAAAGGGAAGAAAGGAUUCUGUGAUCACAGCUUGAAGCUUACACUACUUGUGGUAGAAAAGAAAGAUGUUGAUUCUGAUGGGGAAACUGUAGACUUUAACAAUCGGAACACGUACGAGACUCUAUAUAAGGAAUAUUGGGAGAUUAUUAAUGACGCUGAAAAGUUGACUCUUGAAGAACUAUUAUCCGCCAAAACAAAACUGAAAUCUGGAAAAAAUUACGAUUCAGACCAAAAUGACGAAAGUGAUGAGUACCAAUGUUCGGAUUCUGAAGAAAACGAAGAAAAGAAACCACAUAGUUCCGAAAAGAAAUUGAAAAGAGCAAAGCCUGAACCGUUAGGGCAAAAAGUAAAAACAAUAGUCAAAAAGGAAGUUAAAGUCAAACAAGGAAGAGUUCAUGGGAUGGGGAUCAACACGUGUCAUUGAAUUUCUUACCUAGAUAGGAAAGGAUACAUCUAUUGCAUUAUCUCAACGUGAGCUAGAAAACAUCGUUAAAAGGUACAGCUAGGAAAUGAAUCUAAUCCAAAAGAACAAGAUAGUCGAGUGUGACGAAUGGUUACGGAUGAUCACUUCUCUGAGGUGAACCACCAUUAAACCUUAAAGUGAUGCUAAAAAAGAUGGUUGUGAUGAAUAUGAUUUUUUCUCCUGCUUUUUUUAUUUGUUAAACCAUCAACCGUUUUUGAACGUUGUAAAAUUUCAGGAAGAAUGUCAAGAUUUAAAAAAGAAAGUGAAAUCCGGAAUGCUUCAAAAGCUUGAGUUGUUCUUGAAGAAAAGGCUAGGAGUCUACACAGGGACAUUGUGACACAUUGGAUUCCUCGAGAGCUUGGCAUAUUGAAACAUCGUAUCGACCAAGCAAACGAGAAAAGAUGGAGAAAAGAAUGUCCUUUUUUUAGUAAUUGAUGGAACUUACUCUGUACUAAUCUAAAUUUAGGGGUGUUCACAGCUCAGUUCAGCUGGUUUUGACAAAAUUUCUCGGCAGAACCUCUAUGUAUGAUGUCACAAUAUUGCAAACCCAUCCGGAAUCAUUUGCUUACACUGUUCGGACAGAUUGAACCGGUUGUUAUAGUAAAUUCUUAAAAAUUAUUGAAAUAGUUCAUGAACAUACGAAAUGGCGAUGAAACUGGAGAAUUUUUUUGGUUCCAUGGAGCAGCUAGAAAAGUCAAGAAAACCAUCUAUUGUCAAAAGUCCAAGUCAAUUGUUUGACUUUAGUAAAGAAAAGUCAAGCAUGGAUGAUAUGAGCAAGGUGGAUGUUGAAGACAUUGAAAGCUCUCAGUGGUUUGUUACGUGGCUGAGGGGUGAAAAGGUGGGGCCUGUGUCGUUAUCGGUGCUCAAGAACUGGAGUCAGACCCAGGCUACAUCAAAAUCUAUGAUUUAUAAGAUAAGUGAAAGCAAAGAACAGGCCAAGCCACUGACUGCUGUGCUGAAUCUUGCUUUUUCUAAAAAAUGAUCAUGUUUUCAGGUGUUCUUUUGAAACUUAAGUUUUGAGUUUGCUAAAGUCAAAGUAGUAUGUGCAGUUUAUGAGUCUGUUUUUAGUGGUGGUAUUAUAUAAGAGCAAGAGACUAGAGGUUUUGGAAACAUGUUGUUCAUAGUCUAAGAACAGGUAAGACUGGU
Messenger RNA from Helianthus annuus (common sunflower), 1966 nucleotides. Its product is annotated as zinc finger CCCH domain-containing protein 44. Lineage: Eukaryota; Viridiplantae; Streptophyta; Magnoliopsida; Asterales; Asteraceae. The record is from RefSeq and is a predicted model, not a curated record. The transcript has 5 exons. Bases 167 to 781 code for a protein of 204 amino acids.